Strongylus vulgaris is the source of this 702-nucleotide messenger RNA. The record is from the annotation of a GenBank genome assembly. NCBI's taxonomy places the organism in Eukaryota, Metazoa, Nematoda, Chromadorea, Rhabditida, Strongylidae.
AUGACCAAGGUCGAUCAAAUGGUAAAAAUUCAAUGUUUUUACAUGGAAGCUGAUAAAAGAGUUACCGUACCACUUUCGGUCAGUAUGAUUACAACACAAUUCCGUGAGAAAAUGUAUCAGAUGCCGCAAUGUUCCUAUACAUUGCGUAAGGGUGGCCCAGAAGGUGAAAUUGUGCGCUAUGCUACAUUAGGGGAAAGCGUGUAUCACAGGUGGGAAUGCAUCGAAGUAGAGAAAAAGGAUACGUUUGGAAUGUUGGUUCAUUCAUGCUUCGUCGACAAUGGACAUGGGGACCGUGUGGACAUCCUAAGUGAGAAGGGAUGUGGAUUAGAUGCAGUACUGCUUUCAACUCCGGACUACGACAGCUCCUUGCGACUUGCUUACAAACCGUAUCACGUGUUUAAAUAUGCUGAUCGUCCUGUCCUCCAAUUUCAAUGUCAAAUCACCUUAUGUCUAAAGUACGAUGGUGGGUGUGAUGGAAUCACACCGCCAAAGAAUUGCCCAUCAUUACCAGGUGAAGAUGGUCACCAUCAUCAUCAUGGAAGAAGGCGAAAGGUAAUUUCGAAUAGGCUUCAUAAAAUUGCAAAAGCUGAACUAUCAAAGCUAGCUAGAGAAGUCGACGGUAUUGGCACAAUCGACGUUUUCACGGAUUCUCUAACUGUUGUAGAUCAAUUACCAUCUUGUCCUGGAUCGGUAUGCUCAUUA